Messenger RNA from Solenopsis invicta (red fire ant), 703 nucleotides. RefSeq lists its product as uncharacterized. The coding region runs from base 71 to 703 and encodes 210 amino acids. The record is from RefSeq and is a predicted model, not a curated record. Lineage: Eukaryota; Metazoa; Arthropoda; Insecta; Hymenoptera; Formicidae. The transcript is spliced from 3 exons.
CGUAUCAAGAGAGAGGAGGGAAGAGAGUAAUCGAAAUAAUAGAUAUUACAUUUUAUUAGACAUACAAGAGAUGCUAGCGAAUGACGAGGACGAUACAUUUCUAAUUGAGUGUAUCGAGCAAUUUGAAAACUGUAUUCCAACCACGAGCCCUAACAAUAACGAAUUAAUCGGUGAAAAUAGCAUCACUGAUAACACUGCUAACACUGCAGAUAUUACGGAUAAUACUGGUAUGAUUAAUGAGGAAAACAAACACGAUAUAAAUAAUGAUCGUGACAACUCUAAUGAAUUUUUAAUGGAGGGUGGAGGAUGGCUGUGGCAGGAAUUUCUAAAACUUCCUCAACCAACGGCGUUAGAAACAAUACAGAGUGGUUACGUUAAUGAAAAACCAUUUGACGCUGUACAAGAUGUCGGCUUAAUUAAUAACGCCGUUUGCGCUGAUAAUAAUAAUGAGUUUCCGCGGUUUUCUCAGGAACUAUCGUUGGAAAUGGAACGGGACGUUGAUGCUAUACAGAGUAUCUCUAUGGUUAGACCCGUGACAAUAACAGACAAAUCGUUGGAAAUGGUGCAGAACGAUGAUAUACAAGGCACCUCUUUAGUGGAGUCUACGACAAUAACAGACGAGGUCACCGAUACUAAUAACGGGUCUGUACCUGUGAGUCAUACGACGGAGGUCGUAAACUCGUUUAAACACCUUGAAGAUUAA